UGCGGAAGUCCAUCACCCGCAAGGUAAGGUUGAACCCGAGUGUAACCAGGACGCAACGACGAAAUACAAUGAGCGGUGACACCAGGCUGAGUGCCGAGAAGCAGGCGUGGCUCCUACAUGCGGGAAGUCGGGGACAUUGACGUUUGGCCAGGACAUUCAGGAGAGCGCAGCGAGUAUGGAGCCGACGGGCGCCGGUGGCUGCUCCACGUCGCAGCUGAGUAACGAUGAGCAGAUCAAGUUGCUCAAUGCAGUGAAAAACCGAGAGCUCACAGUUGAUCAGGCCUGGGAAAUUGCACACAGUGGCAAGUCUACAGUGCAGGAGGCAAGCAAACCAGAUAAGAUGCUUGAAAGUACACCCUACAGCUUUGUUGUCCACAAAUAUAACCGAUACAGAUGGCAGAAAAGAAUAUUGAUGAUUGAUUUCAAGUCAAGGAUGUUGUGUAAUAUUGAAAAAGGAAUUAUUAAAAAACAGUUUAAAUUUAAUUCCAUCCAAUCCUGUGAACAUCUUGAAGGGCAGAAGUUCAGCAUUUCAUUUUUAGGCCACCAUGAUUAUGAACUUGAAGCCACAUCUUCUGAAGAUAGAGUAAAGAUCCUCCAGCUUGUGAACCAAAGCAUUCGGAGUAAUAUUAAUGAGGAACAGCAGAAACAUCAGAGUGCCAAUAAUACUGCACAGAUAAAUACUGGAGUCAUAAAAGAGGGACAUAUAGAAUUACAGAAAGGAGACCUUACUUCAGUAAGGUGGAACAGAUGCUAUGUGCAACUGCGCAAAGGAGAACUGCAUUUCCAACGUGUUAAUGUUGGUGAAGCUGGUGAACCGCUGGGCUUGACCCCAAACCUGAUUUACUUGUCGGAUGGUAACACAAGUGUACACAAGGAAGCAGAAAAUGGAUCCUUUACCAUCAUCACAAAGAAAAAUUGUUACUUACUUCGAAUACCAGUUACUGACCAGUUGAAAAGCACAGGAGAUUUAAUAUUGCACCGGGAUGAAUGGAUAGAUGCAAUUGAUAAGUGUUGUUUGCAUUGGAAGAGAUUAUCUCAAGCACAGUUUUUUGGUGAGAAUACCUUGUUUGAGGUUAUGCCAGCUACACCAUCCAGAAAGGAGCCUGCUGAACAUCUCUCAUUAAAACAACUGGACGUACUUCAAAACCAGAUGUGGGAUAAAGGAGAAGAAAAAGAAGAAGGAAAAAACACUUCCCCAGCUGAGAAAUCCCCUUUCCAAACAGUGCCUAUUUCUCCCAGACCUCUGCGCAUCCCAAUGCCACCUUUACCUCCUGUUCCAUACCAGAGACCUGUCAUACCUCCUCCGCUCCGAGCUCAAAAUUCAAGUGGUAUCAUGAGGAAGACAAAACCAUUCCACUGGGAAAAGGUUGCUGCAGAAAUGAUAUCAAGAUCUAUUUGGGGACAGAGUUCUGCACAAGAAUUGCAAUUAAAUUAUCCAAGUCUCUUAGAUCAGUUCGCUGCCCAAGAAAUGGUGAUCCAUUCAGUCAAUGAAUUUUCCACUCAUCAGGUUAUUCUUCUGAAUCAAAAAGUUGCUCAGAACUUCAACAUUUUUCUGAAAAGUUUUCCUGUCAAAGUGAACCAAUUGAAAAUGAAAUUACUCAUAUUACAAGAAGAGAAUGGCGGACUAACAAAUGAGCAGAUCACUUCAUUGCGGAGGUAUGUUCCCACUCCCAGUGAUAUUGAAAAAUACAAAGCAUGCAAAGACUCUCCAUCUGAUCUCCAUAUUGUUGACCAAUAUAUGAUGGAGAUGUGCAACAUUAGUUUUCUGAGCCAGAAACUGGAUCUUAUCCUUGCCUUGCGAGAACUUCCAGAAACUAUUGACGACCUUCAGCCCUUGAUAAAGCAGAAGAUCAAGGCAUGUUCGCAGUUGCAGAACAGCAAGAUGUUUGCUUCUGUGCUUGAUUAUCUUCUCGCAAUAGGCAAUUUCUUGAACAAGAAUGCUGGCAAGGAAAUGGCAAAAGGAUUUUCUCUGUCAUGCCUUCCAAAAGUGGUCGACUUGAGAGGGAAGGACAGGACAUUCACCUUACUUCAUGCUCUUGUGGACCAGAUCAUGUUGCUAGAACCAGACUUGACAAACUUUCCCCAUGAGCUGACAGAAUUUGAAGAGGUUCCUGGAGAUUCCAUUAAGGGUUUGAUUGCAGAGGUAGAUGGUUUAAAGAAUGAGAUGGAAAAAAUCAAUCUGAACAGAGAGAUACUUAAAUCAAAGAACAAGAACAGCUCGGAUGUGCAAUUCUACAAAGAACUGAAGUCUAUUGUUGAAAAACAUGAAGUCGAACUGUCACAGUUGAGUAAACAACGUGAUGAAAUGAAGAAACUCUACAGUGCCAUCUUGGUCAGAUUUGGAGAACCACAAGAUCGAGACUCGGAAGCUGUGUUCGGAUGGGUCUCCUCCUUCAUAAAAGAUUUCAGAAAAGUUGUUGCAGAACAAAACAAAUGUAGAUUGAAAACAGUUCAGAAAUAAUACUGACUUUUGUUAUAAGAACUUUUCUUUUCCUGGUGGCUAAAUUAUGUAUUUCAGAGUAGUGCUGAAAUUAGUCAAAUUACUAAUGUUAUUCUAAAAUCCAGUGCCCUGAAAACUGAAAUAGGACCAUCAAUUUGUUCAUCUUAUUGUCGAGAUAUUCAUCACCCCUUUCAUUUAACUCCCUCUAUAAUCACACACUAGGAGAACAAAUGGCUGCAACGUCCUCAAGGCUCCCACCAGUGUUAUUCAUGCGGGUUCUCAGAGGGUUGCAGUCCUGGAUGAUAUACUGGCCCAUUAAUUGGAUGGAAAUUCAAUUGUUCAGAGGAUUAUACAGCUCAUUAUGACAAGAUUCAAGUGUAUGGACAAGCAUUCUAUUACAAUCAAGCACAGAAUGCGUGAGCACCAGAAAUAUACUCCAUGUUAGGUACUGUGGUGCAAUUAAUGGAGUUGCUGCCUCACUGCUCCAGUGACUUGGGUGCAAUUCAAGCGCCUGGUGCUGUCUGGUGUUUGCAUUUCCCAAUGUGAUCAUGUGGGUUUUUGCCAGGUGCUCUGGUGUCCUCUCAAAUUCCAAAGACGUGUAGGUUGGUAGGUUAAUUGGUCACUGUAAAUUGUUCCUAGUGGGUGGUAGAAUCUGGGGGGAAUUUAUGGGAAUGUGGGAGAAUAAAAUUGGAUUAGUGUAAGUUUACUGUAAAUGGCUGCCCAGGAGUUGUUUCUGUGUUGUGGAGGCAAAUUCACUGGAUGUUUUCAAGAGAGUUAGUUAUAGCUCUUAGGACUAAUGCAAUCAAGGGAAAUGGGGGGAAAAGCAGGAAUGGAGUACUGAUUUUGGAGGAUCAGCCAUGAUCAUAAUGAAUGGCGGUGGUGGCUCGAAGGGCCUAAUGGCCUACUCCUGUACCUACUUUCUAUGUUUAUAUCUCUCUGUGACGAUUAUUUGAUGGCUCUUAAAGUUAGAUGAGUGUUAAUCAGAUUUCUUCAUGUGAAAGUUUUUUUGUCUGCAAAAAAAAAUUCCAAUAUAAGCCCUUCUGCUGAUAAACAGGAUACUUAAGUGAACAAAAGCAACAUGCCGAUUUCAAUUUUGAUAUUUUUUAUAUUGGAUGUUUUAUGAACAGGAAAUGUCAGUUUUAGGGAAAAUAAUGUCAAGUUACGUGCUCAAAAGCUGCAGGGUUUGAAUUUAAACUUUUGCAUUGAUAGGAUGAAAAUAUGCAAAAUCUCUUGGACUGCUUAAUGCGUUGAAUACAAAUGCAGAUGGUUGUGAAACUGCACAAGCCUAGGUACAAUGCUGCAGUGAUUGCCACUGAUUAUCCAUUUAUAGGCAGCAGGGAUGGCUUAUCUGGGAAAUGCAAAUGUCUUCUUGUGGAGAUGGGGAGGUGAUGUUGACGAAGGUGGGUCUGGAGAAGAUUUCUUGAUGCAGAUGGCAAAUGUAAAAAUUGCAAGACUAUUCCUGCGGAUUCAUCCUUGUUGCAAUAUCAUACAAAUCAUUUGGGUUAAAGUAUUGGAAAAUAGCAUUUAAAACGGUAAAAAUAUGCAAUAAAUGUUAUUGGUAUUAUAAUAAAAUAAAACGUAAAAUAGUACAAAAAUCUUCCUGCUUGAGGUUUUAUAUUCAUUUCUCCUGAUUUAUUGGCCAUGGGUAUUUGGGAUUCUGGCUGUGAUCCUUGUUCAAGAGGUUGAGUGAUUGUUUCAGACAAAAUAAAUAUUGCUCCAGGCGAUGGAUUUUUAGAAUUAUUAAAGGUGCCACGGAGCAUCCUUGAAAACUUUGAUUCUCAAAGUCUAUAUGGUAUCCAACCACACAUCUCUUAACCUAAUAUGAUUUGCCUUGUCAGUCGUAGUUGUAAAAAGCUUUUCUCCCGUCAGGCUCAUAUAAAUGGCUAGGCUUUCUGUGUUGAUCACAGUUAUCAUAUAGAUUUCAUUACUUUGUAUAUAAAUGGUCUUGCGGAAUUGAGUGUGUCUUUUAUGUGACUGCCAUCUUACCUGCAUCUAACAUCUUAUCCAAGUUCUAAAUCCCUUGUAAAUUUGAGGAUGUGCAUCCAUCUAUCAAUAAGCCAGCUCUUUUGGUGGUACCUUUGAGGUUGGCCCAUCAUAACCCAAAUGCUGAUACCAUGGUAUUUUACCUUCUGAUUGUGUCUAGAAACUUUUAUUCAGAGACUUGACAGAUAAUGCACUCAGUUAAGCUCUGCUAACUUAGCAAUGGAAGAGUUAUUGGGCACUUUGGUAGGAUCAUCAAGGAAAGUUUUACUGAGAGGAAGAGGGAUGGAAUAUAGAAAAGCAAUUCUUCAUGUACUGUGAUAGAAAGGUCACAUAUGUGGAAGAACAACCAGUCCUAUUGUGCUGUGAUUUGAGGAAGGCAGGGUUGAAGGACAGGGAAGGUCUUGCACUAAACGCUAUUCACGCUAUUCCCUUUAUCAUGUAUCUGUACACUGUGGAUGGCUCGAUUGCGAACAUGUAUUAUCUUCCCGCUGACAACAACUUUUCACUGUACCUCGGUACACAUGACAAUAAACUAAACUCAAACUCAAAACAAGGAAGAGUUAACUGUGAACAUACAAAAACAAAUCAUCUUUAAAGGCAAUUCGCAUUUCCCAACCAGAAAAGACCUACCACCUUUUAGCACAUCAAGGUUCUAUGCUUCUAGUGCCAAAUGCCAUAGUUU
Messenger RNA from Amblyraja radiata (thorny skate), 5105 nucleotides. Its product is annotated as protein diaphanous homolog 1. The transcript is spliced from 17 exons. Bases 176 to 2461 code for a protein of 761 amino acids. The record is from RefSeq and is a predicted model, not a curated record. Lineage: Eukaryota; Metazoa; Chordata; Chondrichthyes; Rajiformes; Rajidae.